Messenger RNA from Megalobrama amblycephala (Wuchang bream), 2658 nucleotides. RefSeq names its product atypical chemokine receptor 3a (gene ackr3a). The record is from RefSeq and is a predicted model, not a curated record. Gene Ontology annotation, cellular component: membrane. Bases 303 to 1460 code for a protein of 385 amino acids. Lineage: Eukaryota; Metazoa; Chordata; Actinopteri; Cypriniformes; Xenocyprididae. The transcript has 2 exons. Gene Ontology annotation, molecular function: chemokine binding; coreceptor activity; G protein-coupled receptor activity. Gene Ontology annotation, biological process: chemotaxis; G protein-coupled receptor signaling pathway; angiogenesis.
AUUAUAAAAUAUAUGGUUUUAAUCACAAUAAAAAUAAAAAAUAAACUCUUUUUUUUAAACUCCUUUUUUUUAAGGGGGGCACUAUAUUAUAAUUCGAUUUGGGGAUUUAGCGAGCAGCGUUCCUGUUCACCAGUGUUAUGCAUGAUCGUGCACAGACUGAGGAACAUGAGCGCAGCUCUGGUCUCGGAGCCGCAGAUGGGCGUCACCACUUUCAUUCACUCUAUUUAAACAACCUGCGCCAACGACAGAAGCGCCAACGGGAUCGGAUUAAUGUUGAGCACUGACCGAGCAUUAAAGGCAAAAUGACUGAGUUGCAGUCUUCAACACCAAAUGAAAAGAUCAGUCUAAGUGGCAGCGAACUGACUGAAUUCUUCGCCAUGUGGGAAGAAUUAAACUUCACAGACGCCAAUGACAACAGCUCACGGGUGGAAGCGCAAAUGUGCCCCACCUCCUUCAACCGUACUGCUCUCCUCAAUGCUAUGUGCACCCUCUACGCCUUCAUUUUUGUUGUGGGCCUGGCCGCCAACGCGCUAGUAGUGUGGGUCAACUUGCGCUCGGAGCGUCAUUACCACGAGACACACUUGUAUAUAUUAAACCUAGCGGUGGCUGACCUGUGUGUGGUCGCUACUCUCCCAGUGUGGGUGAGCUCGCUGGCACAGGGUGGUCACUGGCCAUUUGGCCAGGCGGCUUGUAAGCUCACACAUCUUCUCUUCAGUGUCAACCUUUUCGCCAGCAUCUUUUUCCUGGCCUGCAUGAGCGUGGACCGUUAUCUUUCGGUGGUACGCUCGGAGGAGAUUUCUCCCAGACGAGGACGACAAAUACGCCGUUUAGUGUGUGCAAUAACAUGGCUGCUUGCUUUAUUCGCCUCAGUACCUGACACAUACUUCCUGCAGUCCGUAAAGUCACUACACAGUCAUGUGACCUUGUGUCAUCCAGUAUAUCCAGAGGACAACCCUUUGCAGUGGAUGGUGGGCAUUCAACUGAGUUUUGUGGUUCUUGGUUUUGUCAUUCCCUUCCCUGUUAUAGCAGUGUCCUAUGCACUGCUGGCAAAAGCUCUGGGUUCAUCUUCCUCUCAUUCCUCUUUAAAUGGUGACCAGGAUCGCAGCGUGAGCAGGAAGGUCAUCCUCACGUACAUAGUGGUUUUCAUAGCUUGCUGGGCACCAUAUCAUGCUGUGCUGUUAGCCGACGCUCUAGCCAUGCUAGGUGUGCUCCCACUGGGCUGUGGUUCAGAGAACGGCCUUUUUGUGGUGCUGCACCUCACGCAGUGCCUGUCGCUGCUGCACUGCUGCGUGAACCCUGUUGUCUACAGCUUCGCUCACCGUCACUACCGCUAUGACCUCAUGAAAGCCUUCAUCUUCAAAUAUUCCACUCGUACGGGGCUGGCACGACUCAUGGAGGGCUCUCAGGGCACCGAGACAGAAUACGCAGUGGUGGAGAACAACCCUAUGGCUGUGAGUUAGGACCCUCGAGACGUCACCCUAAACCAAAGUUCUGCACUUCUUCAAAACAGGAACUCAUCUGACAUGUUUUCCUGAAGUUCAGAUAAACAAAACUGAAUUUGAACAUGUUAUGCAUCAAAAUAGCAGACAAUUCUGAACAGUGACCCCAAAGAUACUGAAUAAUUCAUUUGAAAUGUGCCAAAGAGUGGUGAGGUCAGAAACACUCUGACAUGUUUUCCUAAAUUCUGAUAAAACUGAAUUUGAACAUGUUUUACGUCAAAAUUGAAGCAAGUGCUCAACAGUGACCCCAAAGAUAGUGAAUAAGUCAUUUGAAAUGUACCAAAAACUGAUGGGAUUUUAUUGUAAAAUGAGAACCAUAAACAUUCAACCAAUGAAUUGAUUCCAAACUGACUAGCAGCCAAAAUUGUACCAUUUUAAACCACUUUAGAGAAACAUGUAGUUACAGCUUGGUGCUGUAUCAUUCAAGAAACAAAAUCUCUUAUAAUUCUGUCAAAUCACUUCUUAGAAAUGUGUGAUUGCUUUCAAUCAUCAUAAAAUGAUUUAUGAUGCAAUAUAUACAAGAAUUGAAGCAAAGGGAAGGUCAACAAACCAUUAAAAUUUGAUAAAAUGUAUUAAACAAAAAAGAAAGAUUUUUUUUUAUUUAUAACAUUUAUGUCAUAUAAGCAUAGUGAUGUACUUUUAGUUCUUUUCUUAAUUGUGUUAAUAUUUACUGACUGAAUUGCUCAGAGCACUUUCCUUGAUGAAAAGGGGUUUUUGUAUCUGUGGCAAGAGAAUUGGCAUUACUUUAGUAUUUUCACAUGUUCUCCACAACAGCACAUUCCAACAUGUUUGAAGAAUAGAACAAGUUAGAACUUAUUUUCAACUGGGUUUUAAUUUGCAACUGUGUUUGUACAUCAUUGUAGGCUUUGUUCAUGUGUGUAUAUGAUGUUUUAUGAUUGGCUGUCAUCUUGUAACAGAGCCUUGUGUGUGUGUACUUGGAAGGGCAUUUACUUUAUUUGGUCUUUGAUAGAUGUGUAUAUUUCAGUUAUCUAAAAAGUAAGUUAAGUAUAUUGUUAUAUUUAUCUUCGGCAUACAUAUUUUGUUAGUUUUCAGUUCUGUUGGAACACUGAAUAUUAAAUGUGCUUGGAAAUAAAUAAUCUGAUUCACAGUGCCAAUUAAAUUAAUCUCACCUCAGUUUAAUUUGAGAAAUAAUUGAACA